Arvicola amphibius (Eurasian water vole) is the source of this 1772-nucleotide messenger RNA. RefSeq names its product BLOC-1 related complex subunit 5 (gene Borcs5). Bases 220 to 873 code for a protein of 217 amino acids. Gene Ontology annotation, biological process: positive regulation of anterograde synaptic vesicle transport; lysosome localization; organelle transport along microtubule. The record is from RefSeq and is a predicted model, not a curated record. The transcript is spliced from 5 exons. Lineage: Eukaryota; Metazoa; Chordata; Mammalia; Rodentia; Cricetidae. Gene Ontology annotation, cellular component: synaptic vesicle membrane; BORC complex; cytoplasmic side of lysosomal membrane.
CCAAUCGGCGUCCCGGAAGGAGCGCGUUUCGGCGUCUGAGCCAGUGAAUGACAGCAGCGCCGCCCGCCGGUCGCGGCCGCGGCCCCGCCGGUGUCCCGAGCCUCCUGUCAGCGAGCCCCUCAGCUAGGCGAGCGGCGUGCGUCCCCGCGUGUCCGUGGCCCGGCGGGCUCUCCCCGCUCUCCCCGGCCCCUGCCCAGCUGUCCCUCCGCUGCCGGCGCCAUGGGCAGCGAGCAGAGCGCGGAGGCCGAGAGCCGCCCCGGCGAUCUGAACGCCUCAGUGACCCCAUCUCCAGCUAAACAUCGGGCCAAGAUGGAUGAUAUCGUGGUUGUAGCACAGGGCUCUCAGGCCUCCAGGAAUGUCAGCAAUGAUCCUGAUGUCAUCAAGCUGCAAGAGAUCCCAACCUUCCAGCCCCUUUUAAAAGGGCUCUUGAGUGGACAGACGUCCCCAACAAAUGCCAAACUGGAGAAGCUGGACUCUCAGCAGGUGUUGCAGCUCUGCCUACGGUACCAAGAUCACCUGCAUCAGUGUGCAGAAGCAGUUGCUUUUGAUCAGAAUGCUCUAGUCAAGCGAAUCAAAGAGCUGCCUCCAGGUCCUUGCUUGAAUUUCUGCCCUAACAUCACUCAGUGCUGGGCUGUGACACGGAAAAUGGAUCUGUCCGUGGAAACCCUCUUUUGCUUCAUGCAGGAGCGCCAGAAAAGAUACGCCAAGUAUGCGGAGCAGAUCCAGAAGGUUAACGAGAUGUCGGCCAUACUGCGCCGCAUCCAGAUGGGCAUCGACCAGACGGUGCCACUAAUGGAGAGGCUGAACAGCAUGCUGCCCGAGACCGAGCGCCUGGAGCCCUUCAGCAUGCGGCCUGAGCGGGAGCGGCACUAGCAGGCACCUGCCCCGCUGGCCGCAACUCCUCCAGCCUCCUCUUGUCCUAAUGUUUGCUUAGAUGCGGUUGACCGACACCCGACUUUCCCAGGUGGUCGUUCAUGAUUCCCUUAGUUGGGACAGCUGAAUUCCUAUGAGUUCUUUAAAGAACAUUGCCUCCAGAGUUAUUUUUAUUUUGCUCAGAUUUUUUUUAAUUAAAAGUUUAUAUAGACUAGCUCCUGCAAUGAAACUGGAGAAAACGUUAAGAAACGGUGUUCUCCUUUGCACCCGUGAGACUCCUGCUUCUCAGGGUUGUGGUCAUAAAUAUAAGAUCUAAGUCCAGUUUCUGACCCCAUGAAAGCUGCCAUCACAUCAGGGAACUGUCUGGCAGUGUCCUCCUCCCCUCCCGGAACACUGCCUCGGUUUCCAGGUACGGUGCCCCUCCCUCCUGUGGGCCGCUGUUGUCGUCUGUUAGAAGGGCCUUCCUAUAUGGAGUUCAGCCUUCUGUGACCGUGGGCAGACCUCGGCCUCCGUAACAAGGUCUGCACCAACAUUUGAUCGUACCCUCCAGUGGUGGUCUUUCGCUCACUCCAGACCCGCUGAGCUCCCUGAUGCUCCAGGGACAUGAAAAGGGCUGUAGCCUCUGCCUUCCACUGUCCGCUGUGGACCAUGAAGCUGAGGAAAGAACUUCUGCCCAUCUCAGGAGUUCAAGGAAGAAAGGCCCAAGGGAAGCGGGGUGGAAUGAAUGCGGGACAGGCCUGAAGAGAAGAGCUGGGGUCUGAAGAGAUGGGGCUGGAGCCUGCAGCCGCUACCGUGCUCCCUGUAUUCCUCCAGAACCCGGAGUAUCAGGAGCCAGAAGAGCCUUCAGUGUUUUUAUAAGAUUAAAAUUAAUCUGCUUAAUUUAUUGUGUAACAGCUAAA